This is a messenger RNA of Procambarus clarkii (red swamp crayfish), 885 nucleotides long. Lineage: Eukaryota; Metazoa; Arthropoda; Malacostraca; Decapoda; Cambaridae. The record is from RefSeq and is a predicted model, not a curated record.
AUGACAGCAGAGGAAGUAAUUGUGAGGUUUGAGGAUAAAUAUAAAACAUUGGAGAAGAGUUUCAGAACCAUUGAGGAAGAGCUGAGGAAAAACUAUGUUACAGGGUUUAGCACAGUAUUGUGGAGAAUACGAUACCAUUUGCAAUAUGUACAGGACGUGCAGCAGUAUGUACAGGACGUGCAGCAGUAUGUACAGGACGUGCGGCAGUAUGUACAGGACGUGCGGCAGUAUGUACAGGACGUGCAGCAAUAUGUACAGGACGUGCGGCAGUAUGUACAGGACGUGCAGCAAUAUGUACAGGACGUGCGGCAGUAUGUACAGGACGUGCAGCAGUAUGUACAGGACAUGCAGCAGUAUGUACAGGACGUGCGGCAGUAUGUACAGGACAUGCAGCAGUAUGUACAGGACGUGCGGCAGUAUGUACAGGACGUGCAGCAAUAUGUACAGGACGUGCGGCAGUAUGUACAGGACGUGCGGCAGUAUGUACAGGACAUGCAGCAGUAUGUACAGGACGUGCGGCAGUAUGUACAGGACGUGCAGCAAUAUGUACAGGACGUGCAGCAGUAUGUACAGGACGUGCGGCAGUAUGUACAGGACAUGCAGCAGUAUGUACAGGACGUGUGGCAGUAUGUACAGGACGUGCAGCAGUAUGUACAAGACGUGCAGCAGUAUGUACAGGACAUGCAGCAGUAUGUACAGGACGUGCGGCAGUAUGUACAGGACGUCCUAGCAUCAUCUAGGCAUGGUUGUUCAGGAACAAUGCCUAAAGUGACCAGAUCCCAUAAUUUAUGUACAGGGGGAUCAAGCUCAUCUUCAGUCAUGCUGGUGAAUGGCAUGUACUGGACGGAUAUAACCACCCAAUCGUACAAGAGGUUGUACCAUCAG